AUGUCGUUUUCGUCAGCAGAGAGCCGAGCAUUUAUUCCUCAGCCUUCUCCUCUCCUGACAGAGGUUGAUCCAGGUCCAAUUCCAUCUGGGGAUGCUCAGGCGCGUCCAGAGCUGAAAGUGAUAAUUCAACCUCCCCUAGCUUCACAAAAUGUCGAAACUGGAACAUGGAGGAGCCAACCCCGGAUUGGUGACUCAGAAUAUCGUCGAAGGUAUCGUUCUGGUCCUAGCCGCCGGAGAGGUGCAACUUCUUUGGGAGAAGCUGGUUCAGACGCCCCACAGCAAAACCAACCCCCAAGUAUCGGUCACCGGGCAUCAUUCGGCCACACAAUGCCUGCGAAUCUCAAUUCUAUGAUCUACGUUCCUAAUCUCGACGACACGUUUAAUCGCGGGGCAGUUCCGCUAGAUGAUAUUAAAGAAGCUUCUGAACGACAGACUAUUACCCCAGAAAACAUUUUGGACCGCUCGCAGACGCCUUUGCGGCAGUCCGCACGUCACACAAACCGAGUCGGAACUGGCCGAAUAAGUCAUGAAAACCAUCGUGGCUUCGGGAACACGGCACCUACCCGUCCUCUCUCGGGACAGUUUGAUGGGGAAUCUGCCCCUGCGGAGGAAACGAAUCCACCACCUAUUGCCAAGACAUUUGUUCGUCCGAUUCCUCCGUUGGAAUUGCUAGAUUACCCGGUAAUAUUCAAUCCCAGGGUAACCAUGAACAUGGCUACAAGCUCGCCGUUAUAUGUAGGUGGCGGCUGUGUAGAUGGUAGGCUCAAUAUCCAUAUACGUGGAACAAGUCUAGAUGAUAUCAGAUUGGGCCGUGUAGGGAUCGAUAUAGUUGGAGUUGAAGAAAUCUCAUUUUUCCCUAUUCUUCUUCCUACAGAUUUUGAUCAGAAAACAUUCUGGAAAGUGAAACCUUCGCGAUCCUUUCUUCCCUUUCGCCUGAACCUACCACUGAACGUUGGUCCCGGUCCAUUUCAAUCUGUCAAAGCUCGGAUACGAUAUAUCAUUCAUGGGACCGUAAUGUAUACCGUCAACGGUAGAAAGAAUAUAGUCCGCUGUUGCAGGGACAUUCGCGUGAUCUCAGCCUUAGAUCCUGAAAGAGCUCUAUUACCCCUGGAAACCCCGCUACUAACCACUGAAGAGGGCCCGCUGAGGUGGGGAGGGUAUGACACGUUGAAGGUCACGGCAGGCUUGCAUCGUGCGGUAUGGGUUUCUGGAACCGUGGCAUACGUCGACGUGAACAUCGUGAACAAUACACGUAGGAGGGUUAAUACAAUCCGAUUGAAGCUAAGGCGGCAUAUACUAGCUUAUAAAAAUACCGUAGCAUUAGCAGAAAAUAAAUCUGCUGGACAUCUUAGGGUUCCCAGCUGGAUCGAGCAUAAAACACUUGCGCAGUCUGAGUUGAAUGUAGGGAGGCGUUGGAAAGGUGUUAAGGGUAACCAAUUGGAUGUUGUGACCUGUGAGAUCGAAAUACCAAGGAACCAACUAUCUGUGAAGAUGGGUCGGUUCUUUGAAGUUAAGUAUUUUGUAGAUGUUGCCGUGUGCACUCUUGCGGCGAAAACCAUAAGGUGUCAGCUACCUCUAACUAUCAUUCAUAUGAACUCGCUUGAUAUAAUGCCGAAUCAUCUUUUACAGGUGGCCGAGGCCUUCGGAGAAAAGUACGGCACUGGACGAGGCUACCAAAUCGCAGGACGUGCGUUCACGGCACCCCGGGAAAGUGUACUAAUCCCAGAACGCAAGGGGUCACUUAGGCAUAAACAUAGUCAUAUGAACCCAGCCAACCCCAAAGUGAUCACCUCUACAAAAAACUCAUCUGGCAGAAACUCAGGAGUGUUGAUACCGGGUCUCGAAGAAAAGAAGCCUUCUCCAGACAGUACUAAUAUAGAUGUUCCUAGUCUCGGGCCCGGCAACCCAUGGGCCGCGGGAAUGGGUCCCGAGCAACAGAGGGAAAUCCGGGAAGAGCAGCAGAAACAGUAUCACGAUGCUGAAAGAAGAAGGUCAAGUGCAGUUUCAUCAUUCGCGGAGGGUUCUAGAGUUACCAUGAGGAGAGUCAAUAAGGACGACGAAAUACUGGGGGGUAUGGGGGGCUACGGGAGCGUCCUGCAGGAUAGUCUUAUUUAG
Molecule: messenger RNA, 2115 nt
Organism: Morchella sextelata
Lineage: Eukaryota; Fungi; Ascomycota; Pezizomycetes; Pezizales; Morchellaceae
Exons: 13
Coding region: 1-2115 (704 amino acids)
Source: RefSeq, a predicted model, not a curated record